AAAAGUCCUGCCACCUGCGUAAAAGCUCUCCCUCAGCCACUUCCUUCCAACGACCAACGGUAUUCGACCAGAGAUAGAUUUCUGUUAGUUUUUCCCUGCUGUUUCUAGGGAUUCGACCAGAGGGACAAAAGCUCCAUCCGCCACUCGUUUCCCUGUCUUUCGCUUACUCAAAUCCAGGUAAUUUUCUUCCCAAAUCAGGUUAUAAUGUUUAAUGUUUUCCCCAGAUGAUCUUGGUUAAUUUUAUAUGAGGGUUUGAGCAUCUUAUCGCCUUUCUUAUUCAAUGAUCCAUAAUAUUUGUCUUUGCUUUGGUUUGAAUCCAUUCUGUUUAUAAACUUUGGUGCAAUUUGUUCAUCAAUUGGGUUAUGAAGUUUGAUUCUAUGGCAGCAUUUGUGGCCAUUCCUGAAUGUUUUUCUUGUAUUUGCUUGAGCAACCUGAAUACUUUGUAUUUAUGAAAUUACUAGCUUCUGUACUGGCUUAAUUCUGGUUUUAAGGUGGCUUAAUACUGGCCAAGUACUUCGUGUUUGGUUUUCAACAUCUGGUUUUAAGGUGGAUGGUUUUUGUAUUGGUUUUGGCUGCUAGGUUUUAGAGGGGACUGCUUAUUUUGGUAGCUAGAAAAUCAUUGUUUUGACAGAAAAUCACUUUGUAGUAAUGCAACACACUUUGUGGGCAGAAAAUCACUGUUUUGACAAACUGGAUUACUAAGAAAAACAAGCCAGUAAUUAGAAAUGGUUUACAUACACACCUUGAGAGCUUCUCAGAGCACUGUGUCAAAAAAAUUCUUCAAUGUUUUCUACUUCUCUGGUUCUCCCAAUGAAAACAACCAUGUGCUUCACUUCACAUUUGGAGAAUAAGGUAUAGAAUUUUGGGCUGUUUUUGAUCAAAUUAUAUAAAUCCCAAUUCAACUAAAACCCCAGAACCAUCUCUUAUUCUUCAUCGACUGUAAAAAUGAGACUAUGAAAGAAAGCAGAAGCGACUGAAGUUUUUGACACAACCAGUUUUUUUUCUUUAAGCAAAGGCAUUGUUUUUCUUUAAUAAUAUUUUCAGAAAUUAUUUGGCAUAAGCUAGCAUAAAAGACAAAUUGUUCCAGCCAUUUUAUAUAGUUCUAGUAUUAAGAACAACGUGUUCCUAUACUACAUGUUGGACUCUCUUUUUUACCCUCUUUUUUUAACUUAUUGACCAAAUUCUUUAAAUAGAUUACACCCACAUACAAAAAUUUUUGUACAGUAAUUCAGUAAAAUUAGAAAUAAAAUUUUUAUAUUUAAAAUACAUUAUAAAAAGAGAGUCAAGGAAUCGAACCAAAGUCAACAGAAGCCGGUAGGGGGAGGGGCGGAGGCAUAUUUUGUUUAUUAAUUACUAAUGAAUAUAUUUAACCUAUUGAGGUGGUCCUAAUCGACCUUUUUAUACUCAGUCAAAAUUCCUCUUUCAGUGAUAGCAUACACGGACUGGUAAUUGAACUCUCAUAUUCUCUGUUAUUACUUAAUUGAAUACUAUGUAGAUGAAAUACUUUUUAUGCAGAUGCUUCACAUUGUCCCAUAGUACAAAGAGCGUGCCCUUCAUCAAACGUCUUUUGUUUCUAUAAUGCUUAUAAAUCUCACAAGAAUUAUCAACUAUAACAUGCCUAAACUUCAGGUAUGAUAUAAAGAAGUCAUUUUAUUAUUUCAUUGGUACUGUUUCUGCAAAAAGGGGUCUUAUAUCAUGGUAACUGAUACAUACAGUUUACAUACUAAAUUUUUGUUAUACGUAUUGUAUGUAUGACUAGUCUGGCCUUCUACUGAUAUAGAUUAUUUCCACUAUUGCAGGGUAGAGGUAGAAUUAUUACAGAAUUUAUUAGCCAAGUAUUGGCCCCUUCUGCCUCCCCCUUGAUCUACCAUUGCAGCAGCAUUUAGUCUAGACGGGAAAACCCUUGCAUCAACUCAUUAUGGGUUCUUGUUUCUCAUGGCCUCCUUCAAAACCUUUUUUGACUCACUACCAUAAACAUUAGGGCAGUUUUAUCAAAGUGAUGUAUAUUGGUGAUCAUAUUGUGAAGAUAAUAGAAUCCGAAGCUGGGAAAUGCUUAAAGUUGUUGAGUGGCCAUCGCAGGACACCUUGGGUGGUGGUUACUUUGUUGGCUCAUGCACACAACAUCUUGUAGAUCUUUUUUAAAUCAGGUGGUUAUUUUGUUGAGAAUGCUUUCUAAUGCUCUAGAAAGGUACGCGGUGCCCAUCAGUUGGCAUUUCAGCUGGUGAUGAGGUGUGUGUAGCUAGGUAUAUUCUUGAGGAAAAUAGUUACAUCUUUUUUCACUUUUUUAACUUGUGGCAUCCAUGGUGUGACUGCAACAUUAACUCUUACUCUGAGGAUUGCAUCCUUUGAUUAUUCUUGUUUGUUUUUUUCACCUUCGUGGCCAGGGCGAUUGGAAUGGUUCCGAUGCUCGCUCAUACAAACUACAGGUAAAGAAUGCUUAGGUUAUGAUGGUUUUUUGUGUGCACGAACGUGCAUUUGCUCUGAUAUGUCCGGCAAACCAAACAGCAGCCAGUUUCAGGCCAAACUGGCUGAAGGAAAAAGCCAGCAGAUUAUGUCAUUAUGAUAAAAGUGGCAGUUUUGGCUCAAUGAAUGGAAUGGAGGUCAGGUUUGGAGUUGGCCAGAGAUGGGUGGUUCGUGAUCAGAGCUAGCCUCAAAAUGGACACAGAAGCUAAGGAUGCUUGGCCUCCAUGGUAAGAGAAAACUUUGCAUUGAAGUUUUGCAAUGAAGUGUGCUAUUCCUUUAUGUCUUGCAAUGAAAUCUGCAAAAGAAUCAUAUGACAUGGAGAUCAGCAACAGCAACCCCUUCUGUUCUCUCCCACCAUAGAAUGUUGCUCUCCCACCACAGCAUGCCCUGGAACUUAGCAUUUGGAGUGUAAUUUUUAAUUUCAUAUAUGCUGUUGGACUAGGUUGUGAUCCUGAGCUUAUAUAGCUGUCAGUAGAGUUGAGAUUUUUUAGUCUUUUUGUACCAACAUAUUUGGAGUAUAUAUAUAUUAAGGCAUAAUUCUUUUUUGGAUUUUGCUUUGGGCAUUACUCAGCAUGCUCUUGUACAUCUUUGAGUGUAAAUGCGUCUUCAACUUUUGCUAACCAUUUCAAGAACAUCUCCAGUUUCUCUUGGGCAGCAUCUAAUUCACCUUGAGACAUGUUUUGAGAAGAGCUUGGCAUGGUUGAUACGUUUGGGAGAUGCAUAUAUGGCUUGAAGAGUGUUUGGCUGAAAUGAACAGUAACAAAAGAGAUGAGGGAGGCGUGUAAAGAUGACCCCUCAAGGAUGUUCAACGCAAAGCUUUGAUACGAAAUGUUAUAUCCAAGACCGAGGGUAUAAACAAGUUAUUCUUUGAGGCGGAACAAAGGGAUGACGUUAUG
This is a messenger RNA of Cuscuta campestris, 3359 nucleotides long. Lineage: Eukaryota; Viridiplantae; Streptophyta; Magnoliopsida; Solanales; Convolvulaceae. The record is from the annotation of a GenBank genome assembly.